Molecule: messenger RNA, 3147 nt
Organism: Eruca vesicaria subsp. sativa (arugula)
Lineage: Eukaryota; Viridiplantae; Streptophyta; Magnoliopsida; Brassicales; Brassicaceae
Source: the annotation of a GenBank genome assembly
ACACACCGAAUACCUUCUUAUGAUCGAGUGAAACGGUGGACACAGCUGCCGUUUUAGUGCUAUUUCUCUGGCACCAUUUGUAAGGUUUUUUUGAAGUGAAGAAAGGGAGAAAUGUCGAGUCUCCAGGAUAUCAAGAACGAAACUAUUGAUCUGGAGAAAUGUCCGAUAGAGGAAGUUUUCCAGCAACUAAAAUGUACGAAGGAAGGUUUGACGACUCAGGAAGGGGAAGCCAGGGUUCAGAUUUUUGGAUACAACAAGCUCGAAGAGAAAAAGGAAAGCAAGAUUCUCAAGUUUUUGGGAUUUAUGUGGAAUCCCCUUUCAUGGGUCAUGGAAGCUGCUGCAAUCAUGGCUAUUGCUUUGGCAAACGGUGACGGUAGGCCUCCGGAUUGGCAGGACUUUGUUGGUAUCAUCUGUCUUCUUGUCAUCAACUCUACCAUCAGUUUCAUCGAAGAGAACAAUGCCGGUAAUGCUGCUGCUGCUCUCAUGGCUGGUCUUGCUCCAAAAACCAAGGUUCUUAGGGAUGGGAAAUGGAGUGAACAAGAAGCUGCUAUUCUUGUCCCAGGAGAUAUUGUCAGCAUUAAGCUCGGAGACAUUAUCCCUGCCGAUGCGCGUCUUCUCGAAGGUGAUCCUUUAAAGGUGGACCAGUCUGCUCUUACCGGAGAGUCUCUCCCUGUAACCAAGCACCCUGGUCAAGGAGUUUUCUCUGGCUCAACCUGUAAACAAGGAGAGAUCGAGGCAGUCGUUAUCGCCACAGGUGUUCACACCUUCUUCGGUAAAGCUGCUCACCUUGUGGACAGCACAAACCAAGUUGGACAUUUCCAGAAAGUUCUUACAGCUAUUGGUAACUUCUGUAUCUGUUCCAUUGCCAUUGGUAUGGUGAUUGAGAUUCUCAUUCUCGUCAUGUACCCUAUCCAACGCCGAAAGUACAGAGAUGGUAUUGAUAAUCUCUUGGUCCUAUUGAUCGGUGGUAUCCCUAUUGCCAUGCCUACGGUCUUGUCUGUCACCAUGGCUAUUGGAUCUCACAAGCUUGCUCAGCAGGGUGCCAUCACCAAGCGUAUGACUGCCAUUGAAGAAAUGGCUGGAAUGGAUGUGUUGUGCAGUGACAAAACCGGGACGCUAACUCUCAACAAACUUAGUGUGGAUAAAAACUUGGUUGAGGUUUUCUGCAAGGGUGUGCAGAAAGACCAAGUUCUUUUAUUUGCAGCUAUGGCUUCAAGAAUUGAGAACCAGGAUGCCAUCGACGCAGCCAUGGUUGGGAUGCUUGCUGAUCCAAAAGAGGCUCGGGCUGGAAUCACGGAAGUUCACUUCCUUCCGUUCAACCCUACUGAUAAGAGAACUGCUUUGACUUACAUCGACUCUAGUGGUAACUGGCACAGAGUCAGUAAAGGUGCGCCCGAACAGAUCCUAGAACUUUGCAAAGCCAGCAAUGACCUUAGCAAGAAGGUGCUCGAUAUCAUCGAAAAGUAUGCCGAGCGUGGUCUCAGGUCUUUGGCUGUUGCUCGCCAGACGGUGCCAGAGAAAAAUAAAGAAAGCCCAGGUGGACGAUGGGAGUUUGUUGGCUUGUUGCCACUUUUUGAUCCUCCAAGACAUGACAGUGCUGAAACCAUUCGAAGGGCUUUGCAUCUUGGUGUUAACGUCAAGAUGAUCACUGGUGACCAACUUGCUAUUGGUAAGGAAACUGGUCGCAGACUUGGAAUGGGAACAAACAUGUACCCGUCCUCGGCUCUUCUCGGUAACCACAAGGACGCAUCACUUGCAACCAUUCCCGUUGAGGAGCUGAUCGAACAGGCUGAUGGUUUUGCUGGAGUCUUUCCAGAGCACAAAUACGAGAUUGUGAAGAAGUUGCAAGAGAGGAAGCAUAUCGUUGGAAUGACUGGUGAUGGUGUCAACGAUGCUCCUGCUUUGAAGAAAGCUGAUAUUGGUAUUGCUGUGGAUGAUGCUACCGAUGCUGCUAGGGGUGCUUCAGAUAUCGUUCUCACCGAGCCUGGACUCAGCGUUAUCAUCAGUGCUGUCCUCACCAGCAGAGCUAUUUUCCAGAGAAUGAAGAACUAUACCAUAUAUGCAGUGUCAAUCACAAUCCGUAUCGUUCUUGGUUUCAUGCUUAUUGCUCUCAUUUGGAAGUUUGACUUCUCAGCAUUCAUGGUUCUGAUUAUUGCCAUUCUUAAUGAUGGUACCAUCAUGACAAUUUCAAAGGACAGAGUCACGCCAUCUCCCACACCUGACAGCUGGAAACUUAGAGAAAUCUUCGCUACUGGAGUUGUGCUUGGAAGCUACUUAGCCAUCAUGACUGUUGUUUUCUUCUGGUUGGCAAACGAGACCGACUUUUUCUCGGACAAGUUUGGUGUAAGAUCCAUCAGGGGUAAUGAGCACGAGCUAAUGAGUGCGGUGUAUCUACAAGUUAGUAUCAUUAGUCAAGCUCUAAUCUUCGUCACACGAUCAAGGAGUUGGUCUUUUGUUGAACGUCCUGGAGCAUUGCUCAUGAUUGCUUUCCUCAUUGCACAACUGGUUGCCACUGUGAUUGCGGUCUACGCCAACUGGGAAUUUGCUGAGGUUAAAGGUAUUGGAUGGGGAUGGGCUGGAGUGAUCUGGAUAUUCAGUAUAGUAACAUACUUCCCACUGGAUGUUCUCAAGUUUGCCAUUAGAUACGCCUUGACCGGAAAGGCUUGGCUCAACAUGACUGAGAACAGGACGGCUUUAACGACGAAGAAAGAUUUCGGAAAAGAAGAGAGGGAGGCUCAAUGGGCAGUUGCUCAGAGGACACUUCACGGUUUACAGCCAAAAGAACCUGUUAACGUCAUUCCUGAGCAAGGAACUUACAGAGAGUUGUCUGAGAUUGCUGAGCAAGCCAAGAGAAGAGCUGAGAUCGCUAGGCUUAGAGAGCUGCACACACUCAAGGGACAUGUGGAAUCAGUAGCCAAGCUAAAGGGCUUAGACAUUGAAACUCCAGGACACUACACUGUCUAGUGAGGCAAAGACAACAAACCAAACCAAACACAUGAUUGAUUUUUUCCCUUUUAUGUUGUGUACUUUUUUUACCUUUUAUGUUGUGAGAUAUCUUGCUAUGUUUUGCAAGAGCAAGUCUAUUUAAUUCAUGUUUGCAAGAGAAUAAAAUUCUUGAACCCGGCAGAAAAGUAAUUUUUUGAAACU